Messenger RNA from Mucor mucedo, 453 nucleotides. RefSeq lists its product as uncharacterized. Lineage: Eukaryota; Fungi; Mucoromycota; Mucoromycetes; Mucorales; Mucoraceae. The record is from RefSeq and is a predicted model, not a curated record. Bases 116 to 394 code for a protein of 92 amino acids. The transcript is spliced from 3 exons.
UUUUUUUAUAGGCAUUUAUUUGAUUUGGGCCUUUGUACCUGAUGAGAUUUUACAUCGUCUAGGCAUCACAUACUAUCCCAACAGAUAUUGGGCAUUGGCAGUGCCAGUAUGGCUCAUGACGAUUAUCUGGUUCAUUUUUUUUGCUUACAUGAGUCUUAACUUACUAAAUACGGCACCGUUUGACUCUUAUCAUUGCAUUACGGAUGAGCAUGCGAAUAUAAUGAAUAUGGAGAGUGAAAGGAUCCGUGAUCGACCUUCUGACUGGAUUCCUGAACUUCAUGAUAUACCCAUCAGCCUAGUGAAUAUUGUCCUAUAUCAGACAAAUGGUGAAGCUUAUAACGAACCAAAACAAGCUCGAACAAAUAGCAAACGAAAUAAUAAAGGCAAAGUUUAGUGUUAACUUUAAAAAAAAAAAGAGAGCCGGGUACGACCCUUGGAUAAAGAUUAGAGAUC